Molecule: messenger RNA, 884 nt
Organism: Triticum dicoccoides
Lineage: Eukaryota; Viridiplantae; Streptophyta; Magnoliopsida; Poales; Poaceae
Exons: 3
Coding region: 1-573 (190 amino acids)
Source: RefSeq, a predicted model, not a curated record
AUGAGCCAUUGCCCUCCACCUCGCCUCUCGAGCCCCGUAGAAGAAGCACAGCAAGGUCUCCCUUCCUCCUCGGAUCGACGAGCAAGGAGCAGGACGCGCGACGCUCCGUCCGCCAUGGACGCCAAGAGGACUGCCGUCGGGCGCGCCAGCGUAACGGCGCUCGUCACCGCCUGCGUCACCGUCGUCGCCUACGCCUUGGCCACAGCGGCCGAGUACGCACUCGACCGCUACCACCUCUGCAGCCAGGCUUCCUUCCUCCUGCGCUGCGUCAGUGUGACGGCCGCGGCGGCCGCCGAGUGGAGGGCCCUCUGGCUCGCCAUGCUCUGCUGCACGGUGCUCGAGGCGGCCGUGGCGGCGCUGGCGCUGCGGCUCCCAUGCCGCCGCCGCGCCCUCGCCUGCCUCCAGCUCGAGGUCACCAUGGUCCGCCACUGCAUGUGCGCCCGCGCCUUCCUCCUCCCCCUCGCCGCCGACCCGGAAUAUCUAGUCGGCACGAUCUGCAUCGGGUUCACCUUCUGCUUCGCAGCGAACGACGUCGCCAACUUCGUGCACUUUCUCCGUGGAGGUGACAACUGACAAGUGAGGAUCAUGCUCAUGAAGUACUGCGAUUAGUUUUAAGUGAUAAUAAGUACUAUAUGUGUGAAUCGAUUUAGUAGUAUGCAUUAUGAUCGAGUGCCAUAUGUGUGAAUCGAUCUGCUAGCUGCAGUGUGGUCUGUGGUGUUAACUAUAUUGGACCGAUCGACUAUACUAGUUACUCUAUUUGGGCUGUAUAAUUAGCCUGGAUCCUGGUCAGUAUUGGAUGUAUGAGACAUCAGUUAUACAUGCCAUGCAUGUUGUUUACGAAGAGAUGUAGUUUCAGAUGGAUAUACAUCUCAGUUAUAGCUUGA